Molecule: messenger RNA, 960 nt
Organism: Aureobasidium uvarum
Lineage: Eukaryota; Fungi; Ascomycota; Dothideomycetes; Dothideales; Saccotheciaceae
Source: the annotation of a GenBank genome assembly
AUGACCUCUCAGCCACCCACCCGCAUCCUCGUCAUCUCCGACACCCACGGCGCCAACCUCACAACCAGCAACCUCGAGCCCGUCGACCUCAUCAUCCACUGUGGCGAUCUCACCCAAGAAUCCAAACUCGACGAAUACAAACAAGCCAUAUCCCUCCUCAGAUCCCUCUCUGCACCGCUAAAGCUUGUGAUAGCCGGUAACCACGACUUCACCCUCGACACAUCAGUUUUUGCGCAAAAGCUGAUCGAAGCAAAACUACAGCCACCUCAAAAAGACAAAGCGGUAAAGCAAGCAUACGGCGAUUUUGGCGAAGUCAGAGCUCUACUGGAAGAUCAACGCGAAGCUGGGAUCAUAUUCUUAGAUGAGGGAACUCACGACAUUGAACUCGGCGAUGGAUGUUCACUGAGAGUGUAUGCAAGUCCAUAUACACCCUCCAAAACUGGUGGUUGGGGUUACUGCUACGAUCCUGUUGAAGGUCAUGAUUGGAAAAUCGGCAAGGAGAUUGAUAUUGCAAUCACUCAUGGUCCUCCAAAGGGAGUACUGGAUUACACAUACAAUAAACAACGCGCUGGAUGUAGUGAUCUCUUUGGCGCAAUAGCCAAAGCUCGUCCGCUUAUGCAUUGCUUCGGACACAUACACGAAUCCUGGGGUGCNAAAAAAGUCACCUGGCGAGGCACCGAGUGCAGCGAGCUUCCAUCACACUUCACAGACAUCGACAACGACAAUUCGGAACUCAUCGAGAAUCUCGUUACUCUAAGGCCGGGCAAAUUCGACUCGGCUGCAGAGAAGAAGCUCAAAAAGGCAAAGCUGAGAGAAUUGGUUCAGCCUGGAUAUCGUCAUACUGCUCCAACCCUGCAGAGAGGUAUGCAAACACUNUUUGUCAAUGCUGCUAUCGAAGGAGCAGAGACAGAGAUGCAGCAACUACCCUGGUUGGUAGAGCUCGACCUCCCAAGGAACUAG